Molecule: messenger RNA, 1361 nt
Organism: Grammomys surdaster
Lineage: Eukaryota; Metazoa; Chordata; Mammalia; Rodentia; Muridae
Gene: Pard6a
Product: par-6 family cell polarity regulator alpha
Exons: 3
Coding region: 177-1226 (349 amino acids)
Biological process (GO): regulation of cellular localization; centrosome cycle; establishment or maintenance of cell polarity
Cellular component (GO): cell cortex; nucleus; apical plasma membrane
Molecular function (GO): protein kinase C binding
Source: RefSeq, a predicted model, not a curated record
CUAGCCUGGAUGAGAGCGAUCCAGGUUAGGAGGGCUGCAGCCGAGAAUGGGACUUGAUGCCACUUCAGCUCUAUGUGAGACCUCCAGAGUUUUCCUAAAAUGUUGAUUUAGUUUCCUCUACAAAAUACGCUGUCCUGUAAGGCCAAUAGAAAUGACACCACAGACAACUUGAAUAAAUGUUCGUUCCCUCAUUCUGUCCCCGGAUUGGUCAAGUCCUCUUUGGGACGCUCGAACCACAGCGUAAUGACUUUGACGCCGAGUUCCGACGCUUUGCACUACCCCGCACUUCGGUGAGAGGCUUUCAGGAGUUCUCGCGGUUGCUGUGUGUGGUACAUCAGAUCCCUGGCCUGGAUGUGCUGCUUGGCUAUACGGAUGCUCACGGCGACUUGCUGCCCCUUACCAACGAUGACAGUUUGCAUCGGGCCCUGGCCAGCGGGCCCCCACCUCUGCGUCUCUUGGUCCAGAAACGGGCAGAAGGUGACUCCAGCGGCUUGGCUUUUGCCUCCAACUCUCUACAGAGGCGCAAGAAAGGGCUCCUGCUACGACCAGUGGCACCUCUGCGCACCAGGCCACCCUUGUUAAUCAGCCUGCCCCGAGAUUUCCGCCAGGUCUCUUCAGUUAUAGAUGUGGACCUACUCCCUGAGACCCAUCGGCGUGUGAGGCUGCACAAACAUGGUUCAGACCGUCCCCUGGGCUUCUACAUUCGAGAUGGCAUGAGUGUUCGAGUGGCUCCCCAGGGCCUGGAGCGGGUUCCGGGUAUCUUCAUCUCCCGCCUGGUACGUGGGGGGCUGGCUGAGAGUACAGGGCUGCUGGCGGUCAGCGAUGAGAUCCUCGAGGUCAAUGGCAUCGAGGUGGCUGGGAAGACCUUGGACCAAGUGACAGACAUGAUGGUUGCCAACAGCCAUAACCUCAUCGUCACUGUCAAGCCUGCCAACCAGCGUAACAAUGUGGUACGAGGGGUGUCUGGGCGUAUGACAGGGCCUUCCCCUGCAGGACCUGGGCCUGCUGAUCCUGAGAGUGACGACGACAGCAGUGACCUGGUCAUUGAGAAUCGCCACCCUCCCUGUUCUAACGGGCUGUCCCAGGGGCCCCUGUGCUGGGACCUGCAACCUGGCUGCCUACUUCCUGGUGCUGGCAGCUCUCUGCCCUCCUUGGAUAGCAGAGAGCAAGCCAAUUCUGGCUGGGGGAAUGGCAUGCCAGGUGACGUGAGUGGAUUCAGCCUCUGACAGGCAAAGAUGCAGCCCUUGUCACUUUAGGCUGCUGGAACAUGGCCUGGACUUUCCAGUUGGGGAGGGGAAGAUUAGCUUGCUCACAGAGCCCUCUCAGCCUGGUGAACAUUAAAGGUUUUCUACAAAUGUAAA